CAAAGUUGGUCUGCACUUCAUUGAUUCGGUUGAUCUCGGAGAGACAAGACCGCGCUUUUUUUGACCGUUGUUUUUUUUUUCGGUUCUUUUUUUUCCCCCUUCACCUUUCGUGCGUGUGUGUGUGUGUCGGUGUCUUCGGUGUGGCGAACGGAUUUUGACAGUGCUUCUUCUCUGCCCACAAAUUGUGUGUGUUAAAAGUCAACCAAACGACAUAGAGAAAAAAAAAAAAGAAACUUGUUAUUAUUAUUGUUACCAUUGUUAUUGGGGAUUUUCGGUACGUUGAUUACCGGAAAUUAUUUGAACCAGUGUCGUCGGCGGAUUGAAUCAGGAGAAAAGAGAAGAUUGAUUGAUGCUUUUGUCACCCGGCUCAGCUGAGAACGUGUCAAAAAUUCGUGUCAAAAACCGAGAACCCGUGCCCUCCUACCGGAUGGAUCGCAACGACGAUGAAAUCGAUGCGAUGAUGUCGGACGGGGAGGGCGAUUCGAGUGACAACUUGGAUCGUGACGAUUCGAGCGACGACGGAGAUUUGGACGACGGCGUUGGCAACGAUCAUCAGCUGAAGCGACAGGACGGUGGUGAUAUGGACCAAGAAAUGCAGGUUCAUCAGGCGCUGCUGCGUCAAGCCGAAGCGGCCGCUCACAUGCAAACGCUGAUGCAGUCGCAGCUCGGCCUAUCCAUCGGCUCCGGUUUCCCCAACUUGGCCAAUUUUUCGGGCUUGCCGGGCAUGGCCGGCUUGGGUGGUCUGCAUCCCGAUUUGCAAGCGCAACUGCAAGCUCACAUUCAAGCGCUGAGCGCAGGAGGAGGUGGCGGACAGGCCGGCCAGCAAGGCACGGGCAACGGGACGAGCAACGGACACAGCAGCAACGAAAGCCAAUCGCCUCCGGCCGGAAUGGGUCCGCCCAAAACGUCGUCGCCGCUGUCCGGCCUGAACAACGCGUCGCAAAACAGUUUGCUGAGCUUGGCCAAUUCGAGCCACCACAGCAUGACGACGCCGGCGUCGUCUCCGUACAACAACAACAAGCAGCGCCAUCACUCGAACGCGGCCAUUAGUCCCGCCCGUCGCGGCAACGUCGGCGGUGGCGGCGGCGGCAACGGCCACGGCCAACAGCAUCACCACCACAGCAAAGAUUCAAAGGACGACGAUCAGGACUCGCUGGAUGGCUCUUCGUCGCCAUCGCCUCCGGCCUCCAUGUUGGCCAGCAUCGCGGCGGCCGCCUCGGCCCUGCGCUCGCCAUCGGGCGGACUCUUGCCGCCGUCGUCGGCCGCCUCUCAUCACCCUUACCUGGCGUCGGCCUUCUCCAAUGCGCUCGGCGGCCUCUCGGCCCUCACCAGCGGCCUGUCUGUCGGCGGAAGCAACGGCGGCGCUCACGGCUCUUCCGGCGGCGGCCAGCACCCGCCGCUGACACCGUCGCCUUCGUCCGACUCGCCCCAACAGACGGACGCUCCCCGAGGAGCGCCCAAUUCUUCGCAGCAAUCGUGGACGUUUGAAGAGCAGUUCAAACAAUUGUACGAAUUGAACGACGAUGCCGGACGCAAAGCCUUCCUCGACGAGCUGUUUGAUUUUAUGCAGAAAAGAGGAACGCCGAUUACACGUUUGCCGAUCAUGGCCAAACAGGUGCUCGACCUCUACGAAUUGUACAAUCUGGUGGUGGCUCGCGGUGGACUUGUCGACGUCAUCAACAAGAAACUGUGGCAAGAGAUAAUCAAAGGCCUACACCUGCCAUCGUCCAUCACAUCUGCCGCCUUCACUCUGCGCACGCAGUACAUGAAGUAUUUGUAUCCGUACGAGUGCGAGAAGGAGAAAUACAGCUCGCCCAAUGAACUUCAAGCGGCCAUCGAUGGCAAUCGACGAGAAGGACGCCGUUCCAGUUACGGCGCCUACGCCGAUUUGGUGCCACGCGGCAAUGGCGGAGGCGGCGGGGGAUCGAAUGGCGGUGGCGGAGGCGGCGGGAGCGUGUCGGGUGCUGCCCAGCACGCGGCCUCGCUCAGCGCUCUCGCCUCGCACAUGUCACACAUGUCGCCGCUCAGUCUCGUCUCGCGUCCGUCAGCCCUCAACGGAAACGGACACCAUCAUCGACCAGGAUCAGAUUCACCACCCAGUCAAUCGCCACACGAAGCCCUGGCCGAGUUGAACAUGUCACGCAUCCACCUGUGGAACAUUUACAAUAGCUUGGGUGGCGACGUUGGCGGAGACAUGGCGGCCGCGAUGGCGGCUGCGUCACGUUUCUUACCCCAAACAGCGGCCACUGCCGGAACGGGAUCGUCAGGAUCCCAACCACCUCAAACGGAAGCUCUGAACCUGGCGGCGGAACAACACGCAGCCGCCCAGGCCGCUGCCGCCGCCGCUGCUGCCGCUGCCCGUACCCUCGAGCUCAACAAAGAGAACAAGGACAAGGAUCGUGAAUCGAGUGGACACAAGAGCCGACGCGAGCGGAAAGAGGAGGAGCGUGAAAAACGCGAUCGCGAUCGUAGCUACGAAAUACACGAAGAUCGUUCCCAGUCGUCGAUCCGCAUUAAGGAAGAGUCGCUGAUGCAGGACGGUCCGCCGGCCAACAAGCGCCUACUUCUCGAUGAUGACGUCAGUCUCAACAUGCGAAUGACGCCCAUCGGCCUGCCCGGGGCCAACAUCAAAAUUACCAGCAGAGGCGACACGCGCACAAAUGACAAUUCUCUAGUGGUCAGCAUGGAGAUCAACGGCAUCGUUUACCAAGGUGUGCUGUUUGCCCAAGCGGCCGCUGCCGCUGCUGCCGCCACUGCUGCCUUGACACCUGCCCGAGGUCGAUUAGCCUAGAUGGCUUUCCAUCACACGCAUCCAUCUUCAGCCUUCACCAAGCGUUUAUCUCUCUCUCGCUCUCUUUCUCUCUUUAAUAUCGACACAUGAUUUUCUUUUUUUUUUUUUUUUUUUUGUUUUUUUUGCUUCUUCCAUGUCAUUUUUGAAUCGUCUGUCUCAAAAUCGCGUCUGUCUCAAUUCACAUAUAUCCCAGAUUUUGACCGAAAUCCGUUGCCCCCAAGACGAACGAUCCACAUUUAUUUGCCGGGAACUCUGGUAACGUUUUUUUUUUUUUUUUCCUCCUUUGCCCAGCCAUUUCUCUACCCCUCCUCCCACCUCAGUCGCGUCACAUUUUCGUUUGUCGUUCAGCGAUUUAAUUUUUUUUUUCUAUUUCUAAACUGGAGCAAAGAGUCAGUUAUUUCACAAGACGAGUGUAGUAGAUCUGUUGGGUAUUUCUUUUUUCUUUUCGUUUCUUUCUGUCGCCAUACAAGUUGGGUAUAAUAAUCAAGUCGAAUGACGAAAUUGCAUUCAUCGUUCGAACGAGCCGGAAAACGUUUCCCACCUGCUCUGACACGAUUCAAAACUAGUUGCAGAUGACGACCGCGAUCUUGAUGAUGAUGAUGGUGCCUCAUCAUCAUCAUUUGCCCUUGUCUCAAACAACAACAAAAAAACGAAAUUUAAAAAUUUAGAAAACAAAAAAACAAAAAAAAAAAGAUGAAAACAAAGGGAGGAAGAAACAAAAAUCAUGAAUUUCUAUUUUUGUUUUUGUUUUGGGUAUUCUUUUCUUAUUCUCUUCGUGUCUCGUAUAUGUAGAAUGUCAAUUAAAAGAACCGUACACGGCGGCAAAUGUCACAAGUUGCGCAUCAUCACUGUCGAAUGGAAUCCCCCAAUUGUCUUUAGCGUGUCGUUUAUUAUAUUCGUUUUCACCGUUUAUGUAGCAUCAGAGCAGAUCGAACAAGAGAGCCGUAGCAAAGGGCUCUGCAGUGCAAUGUUUUAAGAAUUUAAAAUCAAAAUAGAUUGAGUGUGUAUGGAGAUUGUUCCAGCCGCCCCACCUUUUUUUUUUUUUUAGUUUUAUUGUUUCCUUGAUCCGCAUUACUUUCUCUAUUUCUUUUGCCCCCCCCCCCCUUCCCACCUUAUUCUUCGUUGAAAAUGACGAGUGGAACGGUUGAUUCAAAAGACAAAGUAUACAAGAAUGAAAAUAUGAGUGGAAUCGAUAUUUCUAUUAAGGUCGUAGAUCUCAGGGACUGACUUUUUUUUUCCCCCUUUUUUUUUUAAUUAAAUACAAAAACUUUGGGUUUAAAAAAAAAAUUAUGUGAGUAAUAAAAAAACAAACAGAAAUCAACUAAAAACAGACUUUAUCGAUGAAUAAUUGAUCAUGUGAGGAGGGCGAAUCUACGAUUGUGCGUAUAAACCCUCGACGCUUUUUUUGGCGGAUUUCCCGCAUAAGAUGAACGCGUAUAUGUAAACAAGACUCCGCCUCCCUCACCACACACAAAAAAAAACUCUUUUUCUCCUUGUUUUCUUUCUAUUGUGGCCGGAAACAUAUCCCUCACUACCCAAAGCUCUCCAUUUCUCUGAAUGUUUUGCCUUCGUCGAGUAUAGCAACUUCUUAAAGCAUAUUAGUUUUUUUUUUUCCUUUUUUUUCUUUAUUGUUGCUGAUGGAUUCGUUAUCUAUAGUGCGUCUUUCUGUUUAUGUUUUGCUGUCUUCACAAUUUUCCCAUUUAGAGCGAAGCAGCUCAUUCGUCAAUUAUUUGUCAUGAUCAAUCUUUUCUUUUCUUUCUUAACUGUAUGCGGCGGUUUAUUAUUAUUAUUAUUAUUUUUUUUAAUUUUUUUUUUUUUUUCGGGAAACGACGCACUUGUCCGUUUUAUUUACAUUUUCCACCUCCCCAUGACCUUUAUUUCUUUUUUGUUGAAUGAAUCCGGGUGGUUUUUCAGUGACAGCCGAAAUUGUAUGCCUAUAUCUUCCUUCCCCUUCAAUUUAUUAGUAUUAUUAUAAUUAAUUAUUCAUACCCGAAUGAGGCGCCAUUAUUUUGGAAAAUCCCGUCUUCGAGUUCCACAUUUUCGAUUACUUCUCAACAACGACUGAAUAGUUUCACACACAAGACUUGUUUUGACUGGCACACAAUCAAAUGAAAAUCUCCAAGUGCCUUUUUUUUUUUCGUUUCUUUGUUUAUGUUCAGGAUCCAUUUCACAACAGUCUUUGCCAGUUUCUUGUGUGCGAAUUCUAAUCGACCUCUCUCUCCCCAUCUUUCUCUCUUUAGUUUUACUAUAUUUUUUAUUAGUUUUCGAUGAUUAUGUUCUCUCUCUCUCUCUACAACAUCUGUUCCAGUGCGUGUGUGCGUGUGUCCGUUUGUGUGUGAAUGUGUGUAUGGCGAAAAUGUUAAAGCGUAUCUGAAUUCUGGCUUCUACUGUUUGUUUGUUCAAUUUCCCCCUUUUUCCCCCCCACCGUCAAUCACGUAUCUUAUAGGCUGUUUCUACUCCACAAGUGUGUAUAAUAAAUACAACAGAAAAAAAUCCUUUAAAAAUGA
Daphnia magna is the source of this 5298-nucleotide messenger RNA. RefSeq names its product protein dead ringer (gene retn). The record is from RefSeq and is a predicted model, not a curated record. The transcript is spliced from 9 exons. Gene Ontology annotation, cellular component: nucleus. Bases 350 to 2791 code for a protein of 813 amino acids. Gene Ontology annotation, molecular function: DNA binding. NCBI's taxonomy places the organism in Eukaryota, Metazoa, Arthropoda, Branchiopoda, Diplostraca, Daphniidae. Gene Ontology annotation, biological process: regulation of transcription by RNA polymerase II.